Candidozyma auris is the source of this 438-nucleotide messenger RNA. RefSeq lists its product as uncharacterized. The coding region runs from base 1 to 438 and encodes 145 amino acids. Lineage: Eukaryota; Fungi; Ascomycota; Pichiomycetes; Serinales; Metschnikowiaceae. The record is from RefSeq and is a predicted model, not a curated record. The transcript has a single exon.
AUGAAUCAAAAAUUGAGAUAUACCAUAUACCAGCUCAAGGCGAUUCGCCAUGAGUUCAGAGUCAAUGUCGACGACCCUCCUUUUAUGGCUAAGACGGACCAGUGCCCUAGAAUAGGGCCAUUGUUGUACGGAGGGAUGUUUCCACCAGGUUCUCGUAUCAUUAAGAUCAGGCCUGGAGAGCGUCUUCCAAAAGGAGCUUUGCCUCUUCCGUUUCAAAUUGAGGAGAAGCCUUCGAAAAUGCUGUGUGCCGAGGUCAAUGGCCAAGAAAAACCUUUCGUUUACAACUUCAAGUAUGCCCCGUUGUUCGAGCCCUACAUGAGCGACAGCAGCGGCUCACCCAGGUUGAAGCCCCAACCAGAGAAAGAGUCUCUUGCAGGUUCUUGUACCGACUCUUCUACCGAGAGCAUCCAGUUUCAGUUGCCAGCGCAGGGAUGUUGA